Protopolystoma xenopodis is the source of this 219-nucleotide messenger RNA. Lineage: Eukaryota; Metazoa; Platyhelminthes; Monogenea; Polystomatidea; Polystomatidae. The record is from the annotation of a GenBank genome assembly.
AUGGAAGAGAAAAAUUAUACGACUUCCAGAUCUUCAAACAAUAUGGAUUACAAAGUCAAAUUUACGAUUGAUUUUAAGGAGAACGGACGCUUACCAUUCUUGGAUGUGGAGGUCAUUCGCUCGGAGGAAACUCUCAAGAAAAAACUUUUCCGAAAGAAAUCGCAUGCUGGUAUAACUCUUGACUUCCAGUCGAACAAUACUUAUGGUAUGAAGAUUUGA